AUGUUGGCUGACAGCAGCAGCAGCAGCAGCAGCAGCAGCGGAUUUUCAUCUCCUGCAUCGCUGCCGCUGACUCCAUCAUUUACAGCAGCUGCAGGGCUUUUCAGUGGCGCGCGCAGCAGCAGCGACAGCAGCGAAAAGCAGCUGCAGCAGCAGCAGCAGCAGCAGCAGCAGCAGCAGCAAAUGAGGCGGCUUGUGCCAGAACUGUGGGGCCCCUUCUUUGUUUCAGAUGUUUUGGCCUGGGAAGCCCUCACGUUCCCCACCGUCCCAUCAGCAGCAGCAGCAGCAGCAGCAGCUGCUGCUGCUGCUGCUGCUGCUUCGGAGAGCAGCAAAAACAAGCCCGACAAGCAGCAACAUCGCAGAGGGUGCAGCGAAUGCUGCUGCUGCGACGUGCGCUGCAGCAGCUGCUGCUGCUGCUGCUUGCUGAAGGAAGCUGAGAGAAGCCUGAGGCAAGGAGCAGCGCUGCCGCCGGCGCAGCCGCAGCAGCAGCAGCAGCAGCAGCAGCAGCAGCAGCAGCAACAGCACUACCUUCAGCAGCAGCAAAAGGGUCUUCCUUCCGCCACGCGAGUUGUGAAGGAGUACGCGCAGCAAGUAGCAGCAGCAGCAGCUACUGGGCAGCAGGAGCAGCUGCAGCAGCUGCUGCAGGGCCUCAGGGAGGAGCCUGACAUGCAGCUGCUGCUGGGGCCUCAGUUCGGAGACAGCAGCAGCAGCACAGGCAGCAGCAGCAGCAGCAGCAGCAGCCUUCUCUGGCAGCAGCAGAAGCUGGCUCUGCACGCCGCACAGCAGCAGCAGCAGCAGCAGGAGCAGCAGCAGCAGCAGCAGCAUUGA
This is a messenger RNA of Eimeria necatrix, 825 nucleotides long. RefSeq lists its product as hypothetical. Bases 1 to 825 code for a protein of 274 amino acids. The record is from RefSeq and is a predicted model, not a curated record. The transcript has 2 exons. NCBI's taxonomy places the organism in Eukaryota, Apicomplexa, Conoidasida, Eucoccidiorida, Eimeriidae.